AUGAUUCUGGCGCGGUUGAACCCGCAGGUGCAGCCGCAGAACAGCGGGACGGACCUGGAGUCCGAGCAGCCCCUGAGGGCGCGCAAAGCCGCGGAGCUGCUGGUCUUGAAAGAGCGCAACGGGGUCCAGUGCCUCCUGGCGUCCCGCGGCAGCGACGAGCAGCCCCGGGAGACCUGGGGCAAGAAGAUCGACUUCCUGCUGUCCGUGGUCGGCUUCGCGGUGGACCUGGCCAACGUGUGGCGGUUCCCCUACCUCUGCUACAAGAACGGCGGCGUGUUCUACAUGGAACUGGCUCUGGGCCAGUACAACCGAGAAGGGGCGGCCACAGUGUGGAAGAUCUGCCCAUUCUUCAAAGGAGUUGGCUAUGCCGUGAUCCUCAUCGCCCUGUACGUCGGCUUCUACUACAAUGUCAUCAUCGCCUGGUCGCUCUACUACCUCUUCUCCUCCUUCACCUUCAACCUGCCUUGGACUGACUGUGGCCACGCCUGGAACAGCCCCAACUGCACCGACCCCAAGCUCCUCAACGCCUCCGUGCUGGGCAACCACACCAAGUACUCCAAGUACAAGUUCACACCGGCGGCAGAGUUUUACGAGCGCGGCGUCCUGCACCUUCAUGAGAGCAGCGGGAUCCACGACAUCGGCCUCCCGCAGUGGCAGCUUCUGCUCUGUCUGAUCGCCGUCGUCAUCAUCCUGUUUUUCAGCCUCUGGAAAGGCGUGAAGACGUCAGGAAAGGUGGUGUGGAUCACAGCCACGCUGCCGUACCUCGUGCUGUUCGUGCUCCUGGUCCACGGCAUCACGCUGCCUGGCGCCUCCAACGGCAUCAACGCCUACCUGCACAUCGACUUCCACCGCCUGAAGGAGGCCACGGUAUGGAUCGAUGCUGCCACUCAGAUAUUUUUUUCCUUGGGGGCUGGAUUUGGAGUCUUGAUCGCAUUUGCCAGUUACAACAAAUUUGACAACAACUGCUACAGGGACGCCCUGCUCACCAGCACCAUCAACUGUGUCACCAGCUUCGUGUCCGGGUUCGCCAUCUUCUCCAUCCUCGGUUACAUGGCCCACGAGCACAAGGUCAACAUCGAGGAUGUCGCCACGGAAGGUGCUGGCCUAGUCUUCAUCCUGUACCCAGAAGCCAUCUCCACCUUGUCGGGAUCUACCUUCUGGGCUGUCGUGUUCUUCAUCAUGCUCCUGGCUCUGGGGAUUGACAGCUCAAUGGGAGGCAUGGAGGCGGUCAUCACGGGCCUGGCCGAUGACUUCCAGGUCCUGAAACGACACCGGAAACUCUUCACGUUUGGCGUCACCUUCGGAACCUUCCUGCUGGCCCUGUUUUGCAUAACCAAGGGUGGAAUAUAUGUGGUGACUCUGCUGGACACGUUCGCGGCUGGGACCUCUAUUCUGUUUGCUGUGCUCAUGGAAGCCAUCGGCGUCUCCUGGUUUUACGGUGUGGACAGGUUCAGCAACGACAUCCAGCAGAUGAUGGGGUUCAAGCCGGGCCUGUACUGGAGACUGUGCUGGAAGUUUGUCAGCCCCGCCUUCCUCCUGUUCGUGGUGGUGGUGAGCAUCAUCAACUUCAAGCCACUCACCUAUGAUGACUACAUCUUCCCGCUCUGGGCCAACUGGGUCGGGUGGGGCAUCGCGCUCUCCUCUAUGACCCUGGUACCCGCCUACGUGGUCUACAAGUUCCUCAGCACUCCAGGCUCCCUGCGGGAGAGACUGGCCUAUGGCGUCACGCCCGAGAACGAGCAUCACCUGGUGGCCCAGAGGGAUGUCAGGCAGUUCCAGCUGCAGCACUGGCUGGCCAUCUGA
Messenger RNA from Pteropus alecto (black flying fox), 1803 nucleotides. RefSeq names its product solute carrier family 6 member 2 (gene SLC6A2). NCBI's taxonomy places the organism in Eukaryota, Metazoa, Chordata, Mammalia, Chiroptera, Pteropodidae. The coding region runs from base 1 to 1803 and encodes 600 amino acids. Gene Ontology annotation, molecular function: norepinephrine:sodium symporter activity; neurotransmitter:sodium symporter activity; dopamine:sodium symporter activity. The transcript is spliced from 14 exons. The record is from RefSeq and is a predicted model, not a curated record. Gene Ontology annotation, cellular component: neuronal cell body membrane; plasma membrane; neuron projection. Gene Ontology annotation, biological process: dopamine uptake involved in synaptic transmission; sodium ion transmembrane transport.